Molecule: messenger RNA, 2827 nt
Organism: Papaver somniferum (opium poppy)
Lineage: Eukaryota; Viridiplantae; Streptophyta; Magnoliopsida; Ranunculales; Papaveraceae
Product: protein DETOXIFICATION 27-like
Exons: 8
Coding region: 47-1534 (495 amino acids)
Biological process (GO): xenobiotic detoxification by transmembrane export across the plasma membrane
Cellular component (GO): membrane
Molecular function (GO): xenobiotic transmembrane transporter activity; antiporter activity
Source: RefSeq, a predicted model, not a curated record
GUAGCAUAAGUGGUUAGCAUCAAUUGAGUCACCAAACAAAGAAAGAAUGGAAAAUUGUGAAAGUGGAGAUGUAGGAGAUGGAAGAAGAGAAGAAAUGAAGGUUCCGUUGUUGAAAGAAUACUCAUCAUCAAAGGCAAUACAACUGAAAAAUGAUUGUAAUCAAAUUCAAGGCGGUUUACGGAGGAGAGUUUGGAUAGAAUCGAAGAAGUUAUGGCAUAUUGUUGGUCCAACUAUCUUCACACGUAUAGCUUCUUAUUCUUUGAAUAUUAUCACUCAAUCUUUUGCUGGGCGUCUGGGUAACCUUGAGCUUGCUUCAAUCUCCCUUUCCAUUACUGUUAUCCUUGGUUUUAACUUCGGCUUAUUGUUAGGAAUGGCGAGUGCAUUAGAGACGUUGUGUGGUCAAGCUUACGGAGCUAAACAAUACCGUAUGUUAGGGAUAUACUUGCAGCGUUCUUGGGUUGUUUUAUUUCUCUGUGCAGUUUUACUCUUACCGGUAUACAUAUUCACUUCACCAAUUCUUAAGCUCUUGGGACAACCAGAUGAUCUAGCUGAACAAUCGGGCCUAGUGACUAUCUGGUUGAUUCCUGUCCAUUUUGCCUUCGCUUUUCAACUCCCGUUACAACGAUACCUUCAGUGCCAACAUAAGACACCAAUUACUGCCUAUGUUUCUUGGUUUUUUCUAGCGUUUCAUAUCUUUGUGAACUGGUUAUUCAUUUACAAACUCGGUUUCGGUAUUAUUGGAGCUGCUGUAACUAUGAAUAUCUCAUGGUGGAUUAUAGUUUUGGUCUUGUUUUGGUAUGUUGUUUGUGGUGGUUGCCCUGAAACUUGGACUGGUUUCUCUACUGAAGCCUUUUCUGGCCUUUGGGAGUUUUUCAAACUCUCCGCCGCUUCUGGUGUCAUGCUAUGUUUGGAGAACUGGUAUUAUAGAAUACUGGUUUUAAUGACUGGGAACUUGAACAAUGCUUCAAUAGCGGUCUCAGCUCUUGCAGUCUGCAUGAGCAUAAAUGCAUGGGAGAUGUCAAUUCCAUUUGCUUUCUUCGCUGCAACUGGAGUAAGGGUUGCAAAUGAGCUGGGAGCAGGGAAUGGAAAAGCAGCGAAAUUCGCUUCCAUAGUUUCAGCCACAACGUCUUUGAUAGUAGGGCUUUGUAUUUGUGCUCUGAUACUAAUUUUUCAUGGGAAGUUGGCGACCAUUUUCACCUCCAGCAAUAGCGUCAUCGAAGAAGUUGAUAGGCUCGCAGUCCUAUUAGCCAUCACCAUUUUCCUCAACAGCAUUCAGCCUGUUCUCUCUGGGGUAGUGGUUUGUUCAGGAUGGCAAGCGUCUGUAGCUUACAUAAACAUUGGCUGCUAUUAUAUAGUUGGACUUCCACUUGGUGCCGUCCUCGGAUGGGUUUUCCAUCUUGGUGUCCAGGGUAUAUGGAGUGGCAUGAUAGGCGGCACUGCUAUUCAAACCUUGAUUCUGGUCAUAAUCACCAUUAGAUGUGAUUGGGAUAUGCAGGCUGAGAAGGCAAGCUUGCGAAUGACUGCUAAAAAGUAACGAUAUUGCAAAUUGAACCAAAAUGGAUUUUGUCGAAAACAGCAGAGAUGCGUCUGAGGUAGACGUGCAUGUAUGUGCAACACUGCAAGGAGCCCAAUGUCCUCGCUUUCCUAGACCCUGUUGAAUUAUCUUAUGAUAAAUCAGUUGGGUAUGUUUAGGCUCUCUUUUGCCAGAUUGUUUAUACAUGGAUAUGGUGUCUAGUUAACCAUUUUCUUGGAUUCUAUAUAACUAUAUCUGCCUAGCUAAUUGUCGUCUCCAGAAAUCCUAAUGUCCGACUUCUUAGUAUGAAGAUAAUUUCUGCUUUUUGGAAAAGUAGUUGAGUCAGGUCCUUGUAAUCAUGAUUAGCACCGAAGGAGGAAAAAGAAAUACAUAAACAAAAAAUGAAGAAACUUCGCUAGUCAGAUUAUAAAAACCCAAAAAUUGGUACAAUUAUGAGACCUUAAUGAUAUGACCAUCUAUUUUAUUGCACUAAAUUAGCUAAAGAUUUUUAUUACACUCCAACAUAAUGGCUAAGUUCUAAUAGUUUGAUAUUGUCCCCAAAAGAGAAUUUUUUUUUUGUAAUAGUUUGACAGGAGCAAGACAAAGUUUUGGACAAGAAAGAAGAGUGGUGAGUGGUGACGCUGUUGUAGUGAAGAUGUUGGCAGUGAUGAUAAGGAUGGUGUUGUUUCUCGCAGUUCAUGCUAUUGCCGUUGUUGGAGAUUGAUCAGGGGAUGAAAAGAACGGAGUGAUGGGUUUGACUGUUCCAAAGAAUACUGGUGGAGAAGAUUUGCUAGAGCUGGUGGAGUCUGUGGUCAAGACCAGGGACGUACCAUUACUGCCCUGGAUAGUCACAGGUUCGUGUAAAAAAAAAAGGUGUCGUUGAAAGUUAGUAACAGUUUGGGUGUUACAUGUCACAGUUAAGUGUUACUGAUUAAGUGUUACUGGUGAAUUGCUACAUAAGCGUAACAGAAGAAAAGUUCACAGUUGUGAGUCUUGUGACAGUGGGCGUGACGAAAGAGUUGUAACAGUAAAGAACUGUGAAAGUUUCUGUCAGAGGCGUUGCAGAAAUCAGGUUUGAUGUUGGUUAAGGUAAGAAUCUUUGGGUGAGUGGUUGAUUCAAAGAGUUAAGUCAUGAAUUCGAAAUCAAUGAGGAUGGAGGAUCAAAGGUGGUAUUGCAGUCAAGAGGACUGGUACAGUUUGAUGGCGGAUCAAAGGUAUCUAGGUCAAAAAGGACUGACACGGUUUGAUUAAGUUGACUAGAAUUCAGAAACUUAAAAUGACAAGGUAAGUUGGGUGGUUAUGUUUGAGCUUAAG